UGACUCAGACGACAGACCCAGCUGGAUCUUUCCUAAUUGCCUGCCUUUUUAAAUAAAGCACGAAUAAACACAAACAGCUGCGAUGUUUAAACAGGUGUUUUAACUAUAUGUGCUACUCAUUACUCCGUCCUGCCGUGUUGUAGCACAGAUUGUCAGAACACCGGAAUGUGUCUGCAGUUGUGAGGCGGACUGAAGGAGUCUGGAGUCGAAUUCCUGAACACGUAGGAGCUCCAACACGGCGCAUGACGCAGGGCGCAUGACGCACCGCGCAACCGCGACCGACUAACGGAUUUACUGAUCGAUUACCGAUCUGACAAGACAAAGUAGAUUUCUAUCCACUGUUAUGUCUCCAUAUUGGAUAGUUCUUUUUGUCCUCCUGCUUUUAAUCUCUUGAGGAAACGUGACUACAGAAGCAGCUUUUCUUUUUCCGCCUGUUGAAGCGCAACUGAACCUACUUGUUCGUUUUCAGCAGAAGAGGGGGGGAAAAGUAAGAAUCUGAUCUGAUCAGCUGUUAAUACUUAUAUUUAAAAAGCUUUUUGAAAUGGAAGAAUCCCGCUUUCACGCGACAAUUAGAAGAGGAAUUAAUUUUAAAAAGCAGCCCGUGUUUAGUUUCCACAGCGGAAAUGAGAUCAGUCCGUUCGCCUGGCUCCACUUUUUCUAAAACAUGGUGGAUGCAACUCUGUUGCUGCAGGAUCUGUCAUUAUCGGACUUCUGAAAAGCUUUCAUUUUAUAGUUAUUGAUAUAAUUGAAGGAAAGAUGUUUGCCGGCCUGAUGGGGCUCGACUGUCACCUGAACUCUCUGCAUCACCGCUGCGAAAGCACUGAAGCAGCCAGUAGGGACGCAGUGUUUAACAUGAGGGCCUCUUCUAGCUCCAAAGGUGGCAAAGUAUCUGGGACAGCUGGCAGCUCUGGCCGUAAGAGGCUGCACAGGAGACCAGGGUACAUGAGAGGAGAGCAGGCCAGGCUGCAGUGCACUUCUCAUGCUCAGGACGAAGAGGAAGACGAAGAAGAGGAGGAGGAGGAGAGCAUUGCUUGCAUCAGGAAUGGAAAAUCUGGAUGCCACGCUGACCUCACCAAGGCAACCAGAGUUCAACAGUUGAGUCAAGCUCCUACCGUCAAAGUGUCUUUAAUGAAUGACCUACAUCAAAAGAGAUCAACAUUGGCCGGCCCUUUAAGUGGAGUUCAAACCACAUUGAACGAACUCAGUCCAAGUCUCCAGUCUUCAUCUGAGGUCUUCUUCAGCUCAAGUUUUAGCUUCAUCCAGCAGUCUCUAAACAGCAACCAGAGGACAGACCCUGCUAGGCCGCUGCAGGAACCAGAACCAACAAAUCAACCAGAUAAUCUAGAGAAAAAAAGAGAGGAAAUCACCACCAAAUCCAGCCAGGCCCAUAAGGAGGAGCAUUCAUAUGGUGGGAGAUGUUGGCGGGACUGUCUGUGGACUGGCAAGGAGGAAAUGUCCCCCCUUCCGAACUCUGAGUCCCAGUCGGUAGACAUAGAGGUCACUUCCUCCCUGUCGGUGGACUCGGACACGACCUCGGCCUCCUCUGUCACCUCCGGCUACGAGAGCGCGACGCCUGCCUCCGAGCAAGGCUGGGACAGCCUGGUGAAGACGUACGACGGCGUCCUGCAGGACUGCCUCCAGAACAACCGCACUUACACCAAGAUCGAGUCCAUGAUGUUGAAGCUGCAGAGGCUCCAGCAGAAAGCCAUUCUGGACGACGACUACGACGCAGCUGAGCGCUUUGGGAAGAAGCUGGAGGAGCUCUGCAGGGAGCGCGGCGCUCUCAAACUGGGUUUACCCUCCAUGCAGCCCAGCGUCGCCCACUUCCUGGAGAGGCUCUCAAAGGUGGUGCACAGCGCCCUCCAGAGGGAGGACUGCGGUCAUCGCAGAAAUGGAUCAGAACCGGACUCAGUGGAGCAGUCUGACCCAACGCAGCAAAGGGAUCGCUUGAUUCAAGAAAAACAUCAAGUUGAGGAGGAAAUUGAGAAGCUGCAGACGAGGCUGGCGCAGCUGAAGGAUCGCAGUCGAUACCUGGAGCAGCAGAUCCAGCAGGAGGAGCAGCGGACCGAGGCCGCGGAGCUGGAGGGGUCGGUGCUGCGGAGCUGCACCGUGGCCCAGCUCCGGGACAUGAGCCGCACCCUGCAGGACCUCAUCUCUUCUGAAAACCGCACACAGAUCUCCGUCUCCCCUCCACCUUCAGCGCUCAGACUCCAGGAACAGGAGCAGGCGCUGAACCUUUCCAUGAAGGAAGCUACAGCUAAGGUGGUCAUGAGUCAGAGGCUGGGCAGCAGCCUAAGGAGGAAAGUCAGCGAGACUGAAACACAGCUCUUGGCUCUGCACGAAGCCAAACUGGCGGCCAUAUCUGGUAAUGACUUCGGCUGCGCCAAGGAGCUGAAGGCGGAGAUGAAGGCGGUGUACCUGGAGCGGGACCGCCUGGAGGCGCUGGCCAGGCGGCUGCACAGCCUCAGCUCGGGCAGCAGCCAGGAGCUGGCCAGGAUGAAGGAGCAGCGGCAGCAGCUCAGGCUGGAGCUGGAGCACAGGGAGGCCCUGCAUGAAAGCCGGCUGAAAGAGAACGCCACCAAGUAUGUGGAGCUGCUGGAGGACAGGCUGCAGAGCUGUGGCUGUCCCGGGUUGGAGCGGAUCUGGGAAGCCGACCUGGAAGCGUGUCACCUGUUCCUUCGAGGCCUGCAGCUGCGAACCUCCAGCUGCGGUGGCCCAGAUGUGGACGACGCCCCCGAUCCAGCGGUUUAUACCUCCACCCAUCCCUCCACCAAAGAAGAAGAAGACUGCGCCAUGCUGACUGCAUUAGGAGGCCGCUGGUGUCCUGAGGCCAACUUGCAGAACUCUGAGUUCACAAAGAAGCUGGAGGAGUUUUUGUUCUGCAUGGAGGAAAACCACCCAGAGGAUGUGUGCAGCGAGGCCGACGCUGCAGACCUGACAGAGCGCUGCGAGCUGAUCGGUGACAGACUGAUCGCCUUGGAGGACAAACUACAGACGGCUAUACUGAAUCGGGAUCAAGCCCUCACUCAGUGUUUGGAAAAAGAAGUUCAGGAGGUGAAAUCCACCUUACAGCGCAUGCUAACGCAGCUCCAGGUAGAAGAACAGCAGGAGGACGACACUGAUGUGUCGGAUGAGCUGGUGAAAGACGAAACUUGGGUGAAAGUAAAGGCAGAAGAAGAAGAAGAUGAGGAAGAAGAAGAGGACCAGUACUUCAGUGACAGCUGGGAUAUUUGAGAUAGACAGUUGUAGAGUUUUGGGAGCGCGUACGCUAGCGGCUUGAUGAGAGCGUUGAUGUGACCUCAAAUCAGUUUACUGUACAGCUUUGCAACUAGCUUAUGUGCUGUUAUAUACUUCUGAAAGUAUAAACUUUAUACUUUUAUACAGGUUUAAAUUCAGUGAACCCCGCUGCAAAACAUAGAACCUUACCUAAACUAAAACUCCACUGGCAGAUUAUUUAAUAAUCUAGCACUUUUUUCAUCCAUAUUAAUGAAUUACUGACUUAAUACAAGCUUUUGAAAUGUUGCUUAUUAUUUAGAUUUGUCCCGUUGAAAUACUUGAUAGGAUUUUGUGUUUUUGCAGAACUUUUUCACAUUUUUUCAUGUUACAACCACAAACCUGUGUGUAUUUUACUCUGGGUUUUAUUUGCUAAACCACCACACACUAUUUAUUAUAAAAGCAACACCUUCUUUAAAUCUGUACUGCAACCUCUUGAAUUAACAGCUUUUGCCAUUUGUGUUUUAUCUCUCCCAGCUCUGCACAUCUGGACUCUGACUUUUUAAAAAACUUUCUUUGCCGAUAUCUCAAGCUCAGUUACAUUUCAUGGAGCGAAGCUCUAAGCAUAAUUUUUUAAGUUUUACUACAUAUUCUAAAAUGGAUUUUGGUUCGGACUUUUAGAUCCCAUUUUGAUCUAAACCAUUCGAUUAUAGUUUUGACUAUAAUCGAAUAGUCAAAACUAUUGACUAUUCGAUCAAUAGUCAAUAUUAAGUUAUUGUCUUUUACACUGACAAUAAAAGAAAAUAUUAAGUAUUUUUGGUCUUGUUUCUAAAGCAAAAAUCUUAGUAUUCUUGAAAUAAGACAAAACUAUAAGAUAUAGGAGUUUGUUUUAAGUCAAUAAUAAUUCCUUAUUUUUGAUUAAAAAGUACUAGAUAUAAAAAGGGUAAAAAAUAUCUACUGUAGGAAUUGGGUUUAGGGAUAAAUCUCAACUUUAAACCUCUCUAGAUCUUUAUCACUGUCGAAUAAUUAAACAAUUUGUGGUUCUAAUGUGAAAUUGUGUAAAAAUGUCCAAGGAGAAUCAAUGCUUUUACCAAUGUAAACUGAAAAAUAUUAAGGAUUUUGAAGGAUAAAAUAUGUUUGUAAGACACAUUCCAGUUUCUUAAACCACUUUGGAUGUUUUUUGAGGACCAAUUUUGUGACAUUUUGUUUUUAUAUGAAUUUGUAGUGUUAGUUUUAAUUCUGCAGUCCAGCAGAGUCGGAGCAGUUUGAAGAGUAUUUAACGUCUGGACUCGAUGCUGCCAUGGACAAUCUGAACACUUUUUACUGUUAACUUGUUUGUUUUUUUGCACACAAACUAAAAGUUAUUUUAACAUCAGAAAACUA
Poecilia reticulata (guppy) is the source of this 4596-nucleotide messenger RNA. The record is from RefSeq and is a predicted model, not a curated record. NCBI's taxonomy places the organism in Eukaryota, Metazoa, Chordata, Actinopteri, Cyprinodontiformes, Poeciliidae.